CUCCCUGCGUGGAGUGAGAGACAGCAGCCGCCUGCUAGCUGGCUAAUAAAAGGCUCUUUAAAUUCUGUUUGGCUGUCUCGUACUUUAACUCACGGGCACCGUAACAUUUGGAGGCCCCAGCGAGAUAUCUCAGCGUUUGCUGAGGCUCAUCGGUCGAGACAAAGGUCUGACUACCGGCCCUCCCCCAGGGGGCUCGCGCUGAGAGACGUUCCUCAGCUCCGGCGGAGAACCGAGUGGUCAAGCCUUGAAAUUCAAAAAUCCGCCUCUGGAGCCAUCUGGACGUGGGCCCACAACGCCCACAUGGGAUGACUGUCAACAACUUCUGCAGACCCUUUUCACGUCAGAGGAGAGAGAGAGGAUCCGUGCCCAGGGACGGAAACUAGUCGGGCCAGACGGUCUGCCAACCACAGAAGUAGACCGCCUUGAGGCUGUUUUUCCCUUCACCCGACCCCGGUGGGACCCUAACACUGGUCAAGGUAAGGAGGCUCUCGAACGGUACCGCCAGACUCUAAUGGGGGCUCUCCGAGCAGCAGCGUGGAGGCCUACAAAUAUGUCCAAGGUAACGGAGGUGACUCAGGGGCCACCGAGUCCCCCGCUGCUUUUCUAGAGCGCCUCCAGGAGGCUUACCGGUUAUAUACCCCUAUAGAUCCGGAGGCGCCAGAGAACAGGCGGGCAAUUAAUAUUGCCAUCGUCGCCCAGUCAGCCCCAGAUAUAAGGAAAAAGUUACAGAAGUUAGAAGGCUUUGAGGGAAAGGUACUGAGCGAGUUGGUGGAGGUUGCGCAACGAGUCUUCAAUAAUAGGGAAAGUUCAGAAGACUUAAACAAAAAAAUGGCAAAAGUCCUACUUGCCAUGAGUGAGGACCAGACGCGGAAUAAAAACCGAGGAGGAGGUCAGAAGUUUGGAGAAAAGCCAGGGGGAGGAAAUAAAUUGUCCGGCAGGAGAGGGGGGCGAAAAGGACCCUCUCUAGGCCAAAACCAAUGUGCUUUCUGUAAGGAGCAGGGGCACUGGAAAAAUGAGUGCCCGAGAAAAUCUUGUCGAGGACCGUCAAAGGUCCUUCUAGAGAAGGAAGACUGACGGGGCCGGGGCUCCGCCCUUAGCCCCCAGGAGCCCAGGGUCACUCUUAAAGUAGGGAGCCGAGACAUUGACUUUUUAGUGGACACUGGGGCAACUUUUUCUGUGCUCCAGGAAGCAGAAGGCCCUCUAUCGCAAAAACGGAUCCCAAUUCAAGGGGCCACUGGAGGAAUCAAGUCCUAUCCAUGGACACAGGCCCGGAUAAGUAACUUAGGGGAAGGAACCGUUACUCACUCCUUCUUAGUUAUGCCUGAGUGCCCUUACCCUCUAGUUGGCCGUGACUUGCUCCACAAGCUAAGAGCAACCAUUUCCUUCCAAGACGAAAGGCCGGAAGUAAACUUUCCUAGACAGCCGAGUUCCAUCUUAAUUACCUGCCCCCUGUCUGAAGAGUACCUCCUCCUAACUGGGGAAGAUGCGCAUAAACAAGAGACUGAGCUCCUCAUAAAGUGGCAGAAAGAAAUUCCAGAAGUAUGGGCAGAAACCAAUCUCCUGGGACUGGCUGGCCACCAGCCCCCAAUAGUUGUCCAGCUUCUAAGUCAUGCCACACCUGUCCGGAUUCGACAAUAUCCAAUGAGUUACCGAGCUAAAAAAGGAAUAGCUGUCCACAUUAAGAGACUAAGGGAAGCGGGGAUCCUUGUACCCUGCAAGUCCCCUUGGAACACCCCGCUCCUACCUGUCCAGAAACCGGGGACCUAGGACUUCAGGCCAGUACAAGACCUACGAGAGGUCAACGAGAGGGUUGAGACGAUCCACCCAACGGUCCCUAACCCAUAUACCCUGCUUAGCUUGCUUCCUCCCGAUCGGAAAGUGUACACUGUACUAGAUUUAAAGGAUGCCUUCUUUUCACUACCCCUGGCUCCGGUCAGCCAGCCUCUUUUUGCCUUUGAGUGGACAGACCCCGAAGUAGGGGAUUCGGUACAAUUAACCCGGACUAGGCUGCCCCAAGGUUUUAAAAACUCUCCUACUCUCUUUGAUGAAGCCCUUAGCCGGGACUUACUAGAAUUCCGGGAAAGACACCCCGAGGUUACUGUCCUCCAAUAUGUAGAUGACAUCCUCCUUGCAGCAAAAUCCCCCGAGGAGUGCCAGAAGUCUACAAAAGAAUUAUUAAAAGCUCUUGGGCAGCUAGAAUACCGGGUAUCAGCAAAGAAAGCACAGCUAUGCCUUCCCCAAGUCUCUUAUCUUGGGUACAAUAUAACUGAAGGAAAGAGAGCACUGUCUAACAAACGCAUCCAAGCCAUCCUCCAAAUUCCGACGCCCCGAACGAAACGGCAAGUCCGGGAAUUUUUAGGAGCGGUCGGAUAUUGCCGGCUGUGGAUCCUUGGGUUUGCUGAAAUAGCCCGCCCCCUUUAUGCUAGCACCGGGGGAAAGGACAUAGAACUAACUUGGACUGACAAGGAGGAGGGAGCUUUCCAGGCUCUAAAAAAGGCACUUACCCAAGCCCCAGCCUUAGCACUCCCAGAUCUCAGAAAACCAUUCCAGCUGCAUGUAGCUGAGGCACAAGGGGCAGCAAAGGGAGUGUUAACACAGCGCUUAGGGCCAUGGAAACGGGUAGUGGCUUAUCUGUCAAAACGCCUCGAUCUGGUUGCGGCAGGUUGGCCUAACUGCCUCCGGGCCAUUGCAGCCACCGCCUUGCUAGUUAAAGAAGCCUCUAAACUCACCUUUGGGCAAGAAUUGCAAAUCAUCGCCCCCCACGCAGUCGAAACCCUCCUCAAAAGCCCCCCAGACAGGUGGCUCUCUAAUGCAAGAAUUACUCAAUACCAAGUUCUUCUCCUUGACCCAUUCAGAAUAAAGUUUCUUCAAACCUCAGCUUUAAACCCAGCUACUUUGCUGCCAGAAAAUAAUCCCAGCCAACCUAUUCAUGACUGUGUUGAAACCUUAGCAGCAACCACCAAUCUGCGUGAGGACCUGACCGAUCUGCCGCUCCAGGACCCAGACGAAACUCUCUAUACUGACGGGAGCAGUUUCAUUCAAGACGGGACUCGAGUCGCGGGAGCAGCAGUAGUGACGGCCUCUAAGGUAAUAUGGGCCCAAGCCCUAAACCAUGGGACAUCUGCACAAAAAGCUGAGCUAAUAGCUCUCACCCAAGCUCUCCGAUGGGCCAAGGAAAAAGCGGUGAACAUCUAUACAGACAGCCGAUAUGCAUUCACCACUGCACACGUGCAUGGGGCCAUCUAUCAAGAAUGUGGCCUCCUAACCAGCGGGGGAAAGGACAUUAAAAAUGCCUCAGAAAUACUAGAGCUUUUAACAGCCCUUUGGCUUCCUAGAGCAGUAGCCAUAAUCCACUGCAAAGGACAUCAAACCUCAAAUACGCCCGAAGCAAAGGGAAAUGCUUUCGCCGACCAGAUGGCCAAAGAAGCGGCCCUAAAACCAGUGGGGCCCCUUCAAGUCUUGCCCCUCCUACCACCCCGGGUACUAAAAACUGCCCCAACUUACUCAGACUCUGACAUUCAUCUAAGUCAAGUGCUCCAAGCUAGAGAUGAUUCAAAAGGGUGGAAAGUUCUCCCCGACUCUAGAAUCCUCCUACCAGAAGCACUGGGAAGAGACUUAAUUUUACAAACACAUCAGAGUACACACUUAGGGGGGACAAAAUUAGCUGAAUUGCUAAGAACUGACUUUUACAUACCUAAGCUUUUUCAGGUAGCAAAAGAGGUAAGCAGAAGAUGCCACGUCUGCGCUCAAGUCAACCCAAGUCAUGUAAGUACCCCUGCUACCCCAGGUCACCGCCUAAGAGGUCAGCUCCCAGGAGAGCAAUGGGAAAUAGACUUCACGGAACUGCCUCCUGGACCAGGAGGAUACAAGUACUUACUUGUGCUGGUGGACACCUUCUCAGGAUGGGUUGAGGCCUACCCAACUCGGUCAGAGUCAGCCCAGGUAGUAGCUAAAAAAUUAUUAGCUGAAAUUAUCCCUCGGUUUGGCCUACCGGUAACAAUGGGGUCUGACAAUGGUCUGGCUUUUAUAGCCCAAGUUACCCAGAAUUUGGUAAAAGCAUUAGGAAUCGAAUGGAAACUACACUGCAUCUAUAGACCGCAAAGCUCAGGGCAGGUAGAAAGGAUGAAUCGGACACUUAAGGAAACCCUCACCAAACUUAAACUAGAGACUGGCAGAAACUGGGUGAGCCUCCUUCCGUUUGCCUUGCUCAAAGCUAGGUGCACCCCUUAUGUAAAAGGUAUUACUCCAUAUGAAGCCAUGUUUGGCAGGCCACCCCCGCUCCUCUCCAAGUUAGGGGAGGAGCAGCUUGCCUCCCUGUCUAACUCUGAACUUCUCAAGUCCCUACAGGCUUUACACUGCAACUCCAAAAGCAUCCACCACACCGUCCGCAACCACCACUCAAAACCUGACGCCGUGGAAGAAGAAACCCCUACUGCUGAACCUGGGGACUUGGUGUGGAUCAAGAAAAGACACCCCUCCUCCCUCGAAGCACGCUGGGCUGGACCUUAUCAGGUGAUUCUAAGCACACCGACUGCCGUGAAAGUCGCAGGUAAAAGAUUUUGGAUACAUCACUCACAAAUUAAGAGGGCAGACUCCGACCAGAACGCGGAAUGGGUUGUACAGAAAACAUCAGAUCCCUUAAAACUGCGGCUGCGGCGACGUACGCCAUUAUGCUAACUCUAGUAACUGUACUAACUGCCGAAAACCCUCAUCAAGCCACUAAUUAUACAUGGCAGUUAACUCGCACCAUUGAUGGAACAAUAGUUAGCCAAAUUAGCACUCCUGGCAGCCCUAAAUUUGUUUUUGACCUAUGUAAACUCUUUGGGAGAACCUGGAAUUCGCCACUGAGGGCAAGAGGGGGAAGAGUAGGGGUGAAAGCUUAUGGCUGUGGUGCAUUACCCCAGGAACAAGGGCUGUGGCAUAGCCAACAUUAUAUCUGUCCGCAGGAAGGUGCCUCAGCGUGUGGGGGAGAGGGCGAUUACUUCUGUUACAGUUGGGGUUGUGAAACCAUAGCCCCAUGGAAAAAUGUAGACCGUCUGUUAAGGGUCACGAGGGAUAAACGGCCGGGAGCUCCUACUAAGAACUGUGUAAUUGGAGAUUGUAACCCUGUUACCUUUGAACCACAGCAGUUUUGGGAGGACUCCCAGUGGUUAGGAGGAAAGACGUGGGGAUUGCGCCUAUAUGUAACAGGAUAUGAUCCUGGAGUGCUAUUUACUAUUCAAAAAAAAGCAAUCCCAAAGCCUCUAAAUCCAAUAGGCCCCCUGGUUCCCAUUGCAAUCGAAACACCCAUAGCAACUCUUUCCAAUACCAUGAGCCGUCCCUUACCACCUAAGGCAACCCCCCUUCCUUCACCUCUGAGCUUCCGCCAAAAGUCUGUACUCCAUACACUUAAACUUAUGUUCAAGUUCCUAAAUCAGACUUCCCCCAACUUAACUAAAGACUGCUGGUUAUGUCUAAACCCCGAACCACCCUACUAUGCAGGUCUAGGAGCUAACAGACAUAUAGGAACAGCUGAAGAUGAUAUCUGAAAUAUUUCCCUGUCAGAUGAUCACCAAAACUCACACUAUUGUCCCUGGGGCACUACCCCUAAGCUUACUUUAGGUGACUUUCAAGGACAAGGAACAUGUUUUCUAUCCCCCCAAUUCCCUUUGUCAAUAUCCCCUUAUGUUAACUCUUGUGCCUCAAAGACUACCUUUGGCAACAACUCUGCAAAGCAUCAUGAAUAUUACUUAGUAGCACCCAAGGGAACAUGGUUUGCCUGCACCACAGGGCUAACUCCGUGCUUAUACCCCCCGGCUCUCAUGCGACCAGGAGCCCCAGGGCUAUGCAUUCUCGCCCAUGUCCUCCCCCAGGUAUACUACUAUUCUGGGGAAGGGGGUAGGGAACACCUUGGAUUAACUAACUUAGAACGGGUCAAGUGAGCAGUGCCCAUAUUAGUGCCAGUGCUUUUCGGGAUUGGUGUAGCCGGAGCAACCGCAGUAGGAACCACGGCACUAGUCACAGGAAACCAAAACUUCAAAAGUCUUAGCACCCAGAUUGAUCAAGAUCUAAAAACCCUGGAGGAGAGUGUCACUAAAUUUGAAGAGUCCCUAAAUUCUUUAGCUGAAGUAGUGCUCCAAAACCGAAGGGGGCUUGACCUUCUAUUCCUGAAGCAGGGAGGGCUCUGUGUAGCCCUAGGCGAAGCGUGUUGCUUCUAUACUAACCACUCAGGUGUAAUUAAAGGAAGUUUGAGCCAACUCCGAAAAAGACUACAAGAUAGGGAAGAGCAAAGGAAAAAGGAGGCAAACUGGUUUGAAAAUUUAUUUUCUUGGUCCCCAUGGUUAACUACCCUAGUGUCAGCAGUUGCUGGACCCUUGAUCCUUCUCAUAUUAGCCCUGAUCAUAGGUCCUUGUGUUAUAAGGUGUUUAAUUCAGUUCGUCCAGCGACGCAUUCAAAGCGUAAAACUCAUGGUUUUGCAGUCUCAAUAUCAUCACCUGUCCUCAGAAGAAACAAUGAUUUGAUUCUCCCUAAAAACCAGUGGGGAAUGAAGUGGGGUCCCUUUCCCUUAAUCCUAAAACAUCUGAAAAGCAACAGUGUUGUGUAAACGGCAUUAGGCCAUGGGGAGGG
Molecule: messenger RNA, 6606 nt
Organism: Choloepus didactylus (southern two-toed sloth)
Lineage: Eukaryota; Metazoa; Chordata; Mammalia; Pilosa; Megalonychidae
Product: protein NYNRIN-like
Exons: 2
Coding region: 3415-4677 (420 amino acids)
Biological process (GO): DNA integration
Molecular function (GO): nucleic acid binding
Source: RefSeq, a predicted model, not a curated record